AUUACGUCGCCAUACUAUUGUGCUCAAAGAACGAGGAACUUUCGCUGCGUAGUUCAAAACUUCGAAAUGGUGUUCUUUGAAACUUGUGGGCCAAAUGAGGCCAUGGUUGUUUCAGGGGUUUGUCACCGUAAAUCAGCAUUGGUUUCUGGUGGUCGAAUAUUCGUGUGGCCCUUUAUUCAAAAGCUGCAAAAGAUCUCUCUCAACACAAUGACAUUGAAUGUGGAAUCCCCACGUGUUUACACAAGGCAUGGAGUGCCAAUUUCAGUGACAGGAAUAGCUCAAGUAAAGAUUCAAGGCCAAAAUCAGGAAAUGUUAUAUGCAGCCUGUCAGCAGUUUUUGGGAAAAACUCAAGAACAAGUGCGUGCUGUUGCCUUGGAAACACUGGAAGGUCAUCAAAGAGCUAUCAUGGGUACCAUGACAGUGGAGGAAAUCUAUAAAGAUCGAAAGAAGUUCUCAAAAAGUGUGUUUGAGGUGGCAUCCUCUGAUUUGGUCAACAUGGGAGUCAGUGUUGUAAGCUACACCAUAAAGGACAUUCGAGAUGAUGAAGGAUAUCUGCUUGCCCUUGGUAUGGCUAGGACUGCACAAGUUAAGAGAGAUGCCAGAAUUGGUGAGGCUGAAGCUAAGAGAGAUUCUGGAAUUAAGGAAGCUCUGGCAGAGGAGGCAAGGCAGAGGGCCAAAUAUGAGAAUGAUACAGAGAUUGCUAAAGCCAAGAGAGAUUAUGAGUUAAAGAAGGCUGCAUAUGAUAUUGAAGUUCAAACCAAAAAAGCAGAGUCUGAGUUGGCAUAUGACCUCCAGGCUUCCAUAACAAAACAGAAAAUCAAGGAAGAAGAAAUGCAGAUCAGAGUUGUGGAGAGAGCACAGCAGAUCAAUGUUCAAGAGCAGGAAAUUGCACGGAAGGACCGUGAACUUGAAGCUACCAUCAAACGGCCAGCUGAAGCAGACAAGUAUAAAAUGGAGAAGCUUGCUGAGGCCAACCGAAAUCGUGUGAUACUGGAAGCUGAGGCCAGUGCAGAAGCAAUAAGGGUGAAAGGUGAAGCUGAAGCUUUUGCCAUUGAAGCAAAAGCUAAAGCAGAAGCUGAACAGAUGGCCAAGAAAGCAGAUGCUUGGAAAGAGUACAGAGAAGCUGCUGUUGUUGAUAUGGUUCUGGCAACCAUGCCAAAGAUUGCAGCUGAAGUGGCAGCACCUCUCGCUCAGUGUAAGAAGAUUGUCAUGGUAUCUAAUGGAAAGUGUGAACUUGGUGCCAGUAAAAUCACUGGUGAAAUCCUAGAUAUUGUUGCCAAUCUGCCAAAAUCUGUGGAGGCACUAACUGGUAUUGAUAUCAGCAAGGCAAUGAAGCUGACUAAUAGGGUGUAAUCAUGAAGGUGGCUCACCCUCUUCCACCUUCAAAAUGAUUUAUUGCAAAUAAUACAUAAAGCUGUUGCUUGUUGUUAGUUGUAGCCCCAAGGUUUAUCUGGUGCUAACUAUAGACAGAUUGUAUAUGACCAAAGUGUAACUGUGAAAAAGUCUUUGUUGCUAUAUAGUGUGUUAGGUCACGGUGGACGAGAUUGCCUUCUAGUUAGGGUUCAGUUCUUGUAAUGUUUAUCAGAUGCUGUUUUUCAUGUGAACACAAGAAAGUUUUGUUCUCGCCUUAUUAAAAAAAUUGAAUUUGUACUUGCAUAUAUAUACAUACAAGAGGCCAUGUUGGUCAUAUUCAAAUUUGAGUUGUAGUUUUUUUCUUUUUUAACAUCAAGGGUGUAUAACCUUUGAAGAGGAGCACAGCUGCAAUCAUCUGUGUCUAAGAGUCUAAAGCCUUGCCUUUGUUCACUAGUGCUGUUCUUCUUUUAAGGAAUUUGACUUUUAGUCGAAACCUUAAAGUUAUUGAAUUUCGUUUUUCUCAGAGAAAGGAGGGUUUUCACUGAAUGAACAAGGCUGGAAAGUAAUGCCCUGAUUGCUUUCUGAUUUGGUCAUCUUUGGGAAGUCGUCAGAAGAAUUUUUGUUGGUAUAUUAAUGUCUUGUUAUUCUUUUGUUGUGAUGGAACUUGGCAUUCAUGUCCAGAGGGAGACAUGCAGUCUUAACAGUAACUUCAUGUACUAAGGUAGAGUGUUGUGUAGUAAUACAAACUGUUGUGUCAGUGUAUGCUAAAUGUGCGGCCUGUCUUGUUAUUAAAUAAAACUGAAAGCUCCCCAAGACAA
This is a messenger RNA of Stylophora pistillata, 2171 nucleotides long. RefSeq names its product flotillin-1. Gene Ontology annotation, molecular function: protease binding. Lineage: Eukaryota; Metazoa; Cnidaria; Anthozoa; Scleractinia; Pocilloporidae. Gene Ontology annotation, cellular component: cytoplasmic vesicle; flotillin complex; plasma membrane. The record is from RefSeq and is a predicted model, not a curated record. Gene Ontology annotation, biological process: protein localization to plasma membrane; protein kinase C signaling; regulation of receptor internalization.